This is a messenger RNA of Hevea brasiliensis (rubber tree), 1973 nucleotides long. RefSeq names its product AMSH-like ubiquitin thioesterase 3. The transcript has 14 exons. Gene Ontology annotation, molecular function: protein binding; K63-linked deubiquitinase activity; metal-dependent deubiquitinase activity. The record is from RefSeq and is a predicted model, not a curated record. Gene Ontology annotation, biological process: protein K63-linked deubiquitination; protein K48-linked deubiquitination. Gene Ontology annotation, cellular component: endosome; membrane. NCBI's taxonomy places the organism in Eukaryota, Viridiplantae, Streptophyta, Magnoliopsida, Malpighiales, Euphorbiaceae. The coding region runs from base 192 to 1733 and encodes 513 amino acids.
ACUAUGUCGACAUAACAGAGGUUUUCUUUUCUCACUCUUCAAAACGACGGACAUUCCUUUCCUUAGAUCGCACGUCGAGACAUUGGUGCCUCCUUCUUCCUUCUUAGGAGCCUUCGUUCAUCGGACACGUGUUAGCUCCGCCGAAACGCAUCGGAAUCGUGGGAAUCGGCUAUAUAUCGCCGGUGAAGAAGAUGAAGAUCGACGUCAACAAAAUCGCUCGGAAAGUCGAGGUCGAUGAUCGAAUUCCUCUCCGGUACUAUUUCAGAAUCGCCGAUAAUCUCCUCAGACAGGGGAAUAUACACCGGGAGGAGAAGAACAUCGUAGAUUUGUAUACAAUUCUACUUAGAUUUUCAAGUUUGGUGUCUGAAACAAUUCCAUUUCACCGAGAUUAUCAGGUUUUGCUUCCAAAGGAAAGAGCAGCUUAUAGGAAGAGAUUGUUUACUGUAUUAGAUGAGCUUGAAGCUUUGAAGCCAGAAUUCCAACGUCAAGUGGACGAGCUGAACAAAGCUUAUGCUAGAACUCAACUACUUGAACUUGAUGACCCAGAAAGGACUUUAUAUGGUUCUGAGCCUUCUUCUUCAAAAUGGCCCUCUGUUAAGAAAGCUUCUUACUCAAGCAUCAACAUUAAGCGGCCCUCUGUUGUGGCACCUCAAUCUUCAUGGAAGUACGGCAACAAUCAUACUCAAGCUUCAUCUCCAAACUCCGCGCAGAUUGACAAGCCUUUGCAGAAACUAUCUGUUAGUUUACCUCUUCCCAAGCAAGAGACAUUGUCUAGACACUCAUUCUUAGGGCCUAAUGGUCUUAGGGGCCAAUGGCGAGGACCUAGUGCAGAGAUGAAGGUUCAGUAUCCAAGUUAUACCGACUUAGCCUCUUCUGAAAAUUCAAGCCUGGAUCAGGCUGGACAAUAUGGUACUGAGGUGGUAAAAGAUAGUGAUUCUGAGAGCGUACGCGCUACAAUGGAAUCAGUGCUCUCUUUAGAUGAUGGGAGAUGGUCAUGCACUGUUGAAGAGUCAUCCCCUGCAUUAAUUAAUGAAGCAAGGGAAGAUCCUUUCCAGUUUGUUGGUAUUAGACAACCUUCACCGCCUCCUGUUCUUGCUCAAGUACAUGAUUUUUCUCCAAUUCCUCCAUCAAAAGUAGCAGAUCCAAGACCUGGACCAGCAAAAUCUUCCCAGGAUGGGAUUCCUAGCUCAAACUCAUAUCAACAUUUACAUGUUCCUGUAAAUUUGAUGGAAGACUUCUUGAGAUUAGCUCGUGAAAAUACACAGAAAAAUUUAGAAACAUGUGGUGUUCUUGCCGGUUAUCUGAAAAACAGGGUUUUCCACCUCACUACGCUUAUAAUCCCAAAGCAAGAGUCAACUUCAGAUUCGUGUCAGACAUUAAAUGAAGAAGAAAUAUUUGAAGUUCAAGACAGACUGGCACUUUUUCCUCUUGGGUGGAUUCAUACGCAUCCAUCACAGACAUGUUUUAUGUCAUCUGUUGAUCUGCACACUCAUUACUCGUAUCAGAUUAUGUUACCUGAAGCAAUUGCAAUUGUAAUGGCCCCAACUGACACAUCAAGUCCACACGGUAUAUUUCAUUUGUCUGAUCCGGGUGGUGUAUCUGUGAUUCGGAAUUGCCAGCAGAGGGGUUUUCAUCCCCAUGAGGAGCCUGCAGAUGGGAGCUCAAUUUAUGAGCACUGCUCUCACGUCUAUAUGAAUGCUAACUUAAAGUUUGAAGUUGUUGAUCUUCGAUGAGCUGCAAUUCUUUAGCAAGAGCUUUAAAGAAAACAAUUUUUAUAAAGGAAGUACAUAUCUCAAUAUGUUGUACAUCCAACUGCUGUUCUGAAUAGAAAUUUGACAAGAAUAUAGCAUGUUCAUUUACUUGUUUUUCUUUUUCUUAGUUGUACUCUUGUGUUAAUGACUUAUUAACUGUAAAAGGGAAUCUGUUCAUAAUUAAGAGAUUAUUGUCAAUAUUACGAACCUGCAUUAUCCAAA